GGAGUUCCUUCCCCUUUCACUACGUAACAGGGUCAGGCAAAUACCAAUAAUGGCGGCAGCCAGUGGACGGUUUAAGCUCCUAGAACAUAGUUAUUGCCUAAAAGAAACACCUAAAAAAAAGCACGAACGAAUUGCGUCUUUCUUUUCCGGUGACCAUUCAUACGCACCUGUGACAGCUAACACACCAGAAAAGAAACGAAAGCGUGAUUUUUCCUCACCCACAGGAAAAACCCCUACACAGCCUUUAAAGGCUAAAUUGGUGAAGGAAGACAAAACACGCAGGAACCUGGGCUGGACAUCUGAGGAGAAGGCGUUCCUCAUCAAACAUGUUGAAGAAACACCAAGAGACCCCAGAACAUCUCUAGUGGAGUAUUGGAAUGAGAUUGCUGAAAAGAUCAAUGCCGCUUUCCCAGACAGUUCUAGGAAUGGUGUACAUGGAGUAUUAUCUGCUCUUAGGCAGGGGUAUCAUUGGAUUCCAUCCAACUCAUUGUGGCUAGAUUUUGGACAUACUCAAAGUGAAUAAGCAUUAUAUUAAGCACAGAUCCGAGGGGACUGAAGUUGCAUAUGCCCCCAUAAUUCCUCAACAAUCAAAGUUGACUCUGCAAAAACCAGUGUGGAUAAAUCUUGCUCACCUUGUUGUUUAAUAAUACAUUAACCGGAGCAAUGUGAAAGUGAUAUUAUGGGCAUCUAACAGGUUAUAGGUGUCUAUCGCAACCAUUUAUUUUUAGUGUUUUUAAUUCAUAUACAAUUAUAUUUGUUAAUGCAGCAUCAACAUACUAAAACAAUUCCAGAAAGAGAAAAAUAAUGAAAUGUAGUUUUCAUGCAGAUUUGUGCAUACGACACAAAGACACAAUUUUGUUCAAUAGUGAAAAAUGCCUGUAAUAUCACUCAUGAUUCCAAAUUGUAAGAGAAGAUAUAGUGAAUCGAAAACCAUCAAGCACGUGUUUUUAAGUACAUAAGCAUCGUAUCCUUUUGAUAAAAACAAGUUAAUUAAAAUGAAAAGUUUAAUGAGAA
Messenger RNA from Dreissena polymorpha, 1014 nucleotides. RefSeq lists its product as uncharacterized. The transcript has 3 exons. The record is from RefSeq and is a predicted model, not a curated record. Lineage: Eukaryota; Metazoa; Mollusca; Bivalvia; Myida; Dreissenidae. The coding region runs from base 50 to 523 and encodes 157 amino acids.